This is a messenger RNA of Diachasmimorpha longicaudata, 1495 nucleotides long. Its product is annotated as 4-galactosyl-N-acetylglucosaminide 3-alpha-L-fucosyltransferase FUT6-like. Lineage: Eukaryota; Metazoa; Arthropoda; Insecta; Hymenoptera; Braconidae. The transcript is spliced from 4 exons. Gene Ontology annotation, molecular function: fucosyltransferase activity. The record is from RefSeq and is a predicted model, not a curated record. The coding region runs from base 15 to 1268 and encodes 417 amino acids. Gene Ontology annotation, cellular component: membrane.
AUUGUCAUUAACAAAUGUGUAGCACACGUGAAACUAGAUCAUAUCAAUAUAUUUUAUUAAUUUUAAUUUCUAUCGGCAUUCUCUCGAUGGGAUUUCUUUUUUCAAAUGCAUUUACUGGAAGUGGAAACGCCCAUUUUGGGAAAGUUGAGGUGCCAAAUUCAGGUGAAAACAUGAAAACUCCAGAAGAACAUCAAAAUACACCUGCGAAAAAACUUAUAUUGGUGUGGAAGUAUGGUUUAACACUGGAAAAUCGUCAUAUCCAUCGUUUCAAUCCCUUGAAAAGAUAUUCACCGUGGAAGAAUUGCCCUGUUACAUCCUGCGAGCUUACAUACAGCGACAAAGAUUCAGAUAAAGCAGACGCGGUAUUGUUUCAUUUGCAAAGGAUGACAAAGAGAGAUGCCACAACGAUUUCGAGAUGGUCACAGAAAAACCGAAAUCCAAAUCAAAUAUGGGUCUUCCUAACAGAUGAAUCUCCAAUGCACACGACGUUCUACCUUGCAUACAACGGAUUAUUCAACUGGUCAAUGACCUAUCGAUCCGACAGUGAUGUCUGGGUUCCCUAUGGUCGCACAGUCGAGAACUUGGCAUUUUCCGAAGCUAAUAGGACCCACCAACUUCAGGAAAUGCCUGAUUAUCUCCCAGGAAUUCCUAAAAAACAUGAAUUAGUCGCUGUAAUGGGCAGCAAUUGCGCAAGAACUCGGGCAAGUAAUCGAUGGAAAUAUAUUCAGAUCCUUUUAAAUCACUUUAAAAUAUCUGAACAAAAGUUGCAUAUCUUCGGCGCAUGUUUAGGAGGCAACAGAACUGCCUGUCCAGGUCAUUUCAAUCAAGAUUGUUCUGUGUUAAAUAAUUAUAAGUUUUAUUUAGCGUUUGAGAAUUCAAACUGCAGAGAAUACUUAACCGAGAAAGUAUUCUGGAAUGCAUACUCCAAAUUUUCUGUACCAGUGAUCAUGGGGGCACCGAAGAGGGACUGUGAGAGGCUACUGCCUCCUCAGUCGUACAUUCAUGUUGAAGAUUUCGAUUCACCGGAGGAUUUAGUCAAUUAUUUGAGGUACAUUGAUGAGCAUUAUGAGAAAUAUGAGAAAUAUCAUGCUUGGAGGAGGCACUGGAAGGUUCUGAAUGAACACGGAUAUUUUGGAUCUGAGUCGAAGCACUACUGCCGUUUGUGUCAGGCAUUGUGGCGCAAUAAAUCUAGAACAAAAUAUUACGAGAAUCCCAGUGAAUAUUGGAGCCAAAAAGACUGCAUCUUGAGCUCUGAUGAAAUUGAUUGAAUUAUGACAACAGAGGAUCGAACUCAACUUCCAAGUGGUGAAGAACAUAACAUUGGGUCCUAUCAGAUUUGGAGCUCAUAUUUCGACCGAAGGCCAAAGGUUUCACAUCUGGAUAAUCUGAGUUGUUAUGAGCAAACGCUAGAGGAAGAAGUACAAAGUGCAUUUUACGCCUCGACUCUUAUCUGUGAAUCGGAAAAAAAUUCAAAAAAAUAGUAGAAUGAAAAUUA